Aphis gossypii (cotton aphid) is the source of this 7531-nucleotide messenger RNA. It is a transcript of the gene Rbcn-3B, whose product is annotated as WD repeat-containing protein 7. Gene Ontology annotation, molecular function: protein binding. The transcript is spliced from 29 exons. NCBI's taxonomy places the organism in Eukaryota, Metazoa, Arthropoda, Insecta, Hemiptera, Aphididae. Bases 456 to 4895 code for a protein of 1479 amino acids. The record is from RefSeq and is a predicted model, not a curated record. Gene Ontology annotation, cellular component: cytoplasm.
UCGUAAUCUCGCGAAAGAGCCUACAACAAUAAUUUGUACAUCAUUAGAAUAAUAAUAAUAUCAUCAUUCAUUAUUUAUUAUUGUCGUGUGCUCGAGCAUAAUAUUAUUUUAAAACGUUAUGAUUUUUAAUACGCAGAUACCACAAGCAAUGCACUACCGUUGUUAUCAGUAAUAAAUAUUUAUCAUCGUGACAUCGUUUCACACUUUGUGCGCCCGUCCGUUUGCGUACAAUAUCAACAAUAAUAUAGGUAGGUACAUGUUAAACGCACCUACGUAAUUGAUCGAAUCGUCGCCGUCGUAAUCAUCAUCGUCUCGCCACGGUAAUUUAUCUCGUCCGUUUUAAUUGAUUUCCGUCUCGAGAUGUGGCGCACGAAUAACGUCGACUAGAGCGACGCCGCAGAAAUCGUUUUUGAGCAGAUAUAUAUUUCUAAUGCAAUAAGAAAACAUUACUUAAAAUGGCCGGAGGAACUAGCUUAGUAGUUCCAAUAGUUUUAUGGGGUAAGACUCCUUUAACACAUUGCAUUUCAUGUGUUUACUUAUCCCCGGAUCAGCGAACGCUAGUUACUGGAUGUUAUGAUGGGCAAAUAUGUCUUUGGGCAGUAUCUCCAGAAACUUUAAAGAUGACUCCAAGAUGUUUACUAGUUGGUCAUACAGCUCCAGUUCUAUGCCUAGCACACGCCAGUAUUAUUGCUGAUAAUGCAUUCUUUGUUAGUUCAUCAGAAAAUGGUGAAAUGAGUACUUGGGAUAUAGUUGACGGAAAAUGUAGAGAAGUUACUAAAUCAAUUUAUAUUCAUACAAAUAUUCAGGCUUACCGUAUGGUUGGAACAGAAGAUGUACGUUUAUUCUGCAAUGGUUAUUAUGCUGAGGUCAUUAUUAUGAACCCAUUUACAUUGGAAAUUAUUUUUUCUCUAUCAUCACGUGUCAAUCCAGACUGGAUUAGUGCUCUAUAUGUAUUGAAACCUCAUACGUGCAAAGAUGAUGUUGUUUUGGGAUUGACUACAACGGGAACAGUAAAAGUGUGGACUUUAGAGCCAAGAGAUUAUGGACCUACUGAUAUAUCAGUAUUCGAAAAUGAAAGUAAACAAAUUAGAUGCCUUAAUGCUUUAACUAUGGCUUGCUGUUCUCAACAUCAAAGAACCGUGUUAAUUGUUUGUUCAAAAUGCUGGCAGAUUUAUGAUGCUGGUGAUUUCUCAGCUCUAUGUACAGUCUAUGCACCUAGAGGAGAACGUUGGUUGGGUGGAGAAUUUUUAGCACCUGAUCGCGUUCUUAUUUGGACAGAUGAUGGAAAAGGCUAUCUAUAUAAACUACCAGCAAAUAGUAUCGUUGAAAAUAAAAAUUUCCAUAAGCAAGCUGAGGAUGGUGAUAUUCCCUAUUUGUACAGUUUAUUAUCAGUAACCUCAAAUACGCACUUAUAUUGUUCUCCAGCUAUUCGCUUUUAUGAAUCAUUACAGCAUGGAAAAAUAUUGAUAAGAGGUGAUUCAGAAGGAGCUGUUAAUAUAUGGAAAAUUCCUGAACUUUCUCCAGCUCAACUAUCAGUUAUAAAAGAAAAUGAUUCUCAUAAAAAAUUAAUUGGUCUUUCUCCAUUUGUGUGUACAAGUUUAUCUAAGGCCUGGGAAUCUAUGAAACCCAAUCCUGUUGGAAUUCUCAACCAAUUGGACUGUGAAAAUGUUCCAAAUAUAAAGUUGACUGCUAGUAUAUACUUGGCAGGUCAAAGUCGUUUAGUCAUUGGUCGUCAAGAUGGUUCUAUCAUUAUCAUUCCAGCAACUCAAACAGUGAUGUUGCAAUUAUUACAUGGAAAUCAUCAACAUUACAAAGACUGGCCACCUCAUCAGAUUUUACUGGGCCAUAAUGGUCGAGUCAAUUGUUUGCUCUACCCACAUCAUAUGCAUCCUAGAUAUGAUAAGUCUCAUUUAUUAUCCGGAGGUGUAGAUUUUGCUAUAUGUUUGUGGGACUUAUAUGCUGGAACAUUGCUACAUAGAUUUUGUGUUCAUGCUGGGGAAAUAACACAACUUUUAGUCCCACCUAAUACAUGUGCUAAUCCUAGAAUAUUGAAAUGCAUUUGCUCAGUUGCAAGCGAUCAUUCCGUUACUUUGUUAAGUUUGUCUGAACGUAAAUGUGUGGUAUUAGCAUCCAGACAUUUAUUUCCUGUUGUUACAAUUAAAUGGCGUCCUUUAGAUGAUUUCAUGAUUGUUGGUUGUUCUGAUGCCACUGUUUAUGUUUGGCAAAUGGAAACUGGUCACUUGGAUAGAGUAUUACAUGGAAUUAGUGGAGAGCAAGUUCUAUAUGCAUGUGAUGAAAACACAACCAUAUCUAGUACAGUAGAUUCAGGUCUAGCUAAUCCUGCUGUACAUUUCUUCAGAGGAUUACGUCAUCGUAAUAUAAGUGCUAUUAAACAUGCAACACAGAGAGGAAUACAUCAAUUGCAACAAUUACAUCAUUCAGCUCAUUCUGAUGGCAUAGAUCAUAGUAAGACAAGAGCUUACCCGUUAAUGGUACAGGGACUUCGGACUAACCCUAAUGAUCCAGAAUGUCAUAUCUUAUGUUUCGAUAUUGAAGCACUAGUUGUUCAACUGUUGAGUGAGGAGUAUGGGUUGAUGUCACCAAAAACAAUGGAAGCUCAGGGUUUGAUAAAUGCAACAGAAUUUCAAAAAAUAACUGCUUUAACACAAUCUGUAUCAUCUGAUGCUCAUAAAAAAAUUGCAGACUUUUUUGGAAAAGUUAAGGACAAAGCCGACAAUAUGGAACGCAUUUUGAAAGAAAAAGAUAAACAUGGAAUUUUACCUAAAAGGAAGGAUGGUUCUGAAACUAUACUAACAAAACUACAAUCUGUUAUUGACGGUUUUGAUAGCAAAUCUAACGAUAAAGGAUUGAAUCUUAGCGGAGUAGUAUGUCGUAAAGUAUGUGGUGCAAAUUUGACGAUGGAGAUUGCACAAUUGUUGAUGUCAUUAUUAUACGCAUGGGGUUUAGAUUUCGAAAUAGACAAAAUUUGUGAAACUAAACUUGGAUUGUUACGUCCAAUGAUUCCUGUAUCAUUUGGUGUUAUUUCAAAAGGAGGUUUUAUGAGCUUAUUGUUACCUACAUGGCAAAGUAGUGUUGAUCUUGAAGAUAAUUAUGUCAAGUCCAGCAAUGGCCCGUUGAUGGAUUUACCACCAGAAAUGGUUCGGCUUGAAUUACUGACUAGGCUUUUUACUGCAAGAACUCACUGGGAAGUAAGCACUACAGUAACUAGUCAGCAUUUACUUGCUAUAGUGGCUAUAGCUAAUACACUAAUAUCUAUGAAUGCUCCAUGUUUCCUUGAAAACACAUUCUCAAGGCAACAAUCUGUGAAAAGUCGUUCAGAGGAAGGAAACGGAGAACAAAGUACUUCACAGGUUGCUUUUAUCAAACAAGGAUGGGCACAACUAAAAACAUUACAUUGUAAAUCAUUACCUGAAAAAGUUGUUAAUCAUGGUUCAAAGAGUUACAAACGCAUUCAAAUUGAAAUGUUGGCACACCGUUGGCAACAUCAUUGUUUAGAGGUGCGAACAGCAGCUCAAGAAUUGCUAUUAGCUGAAUUGGAAAGAAUUGGACCUAAAGGUCGUAAAACUUUGGUAGAAUUCUGGGUUCAAUAUUUACCAGUAAGCAACAAUAACGGUAGCAUGAAACCUACUGCAGUUAGCUCUAAUAAUUUAACCAAUCUAAACAUUAAUGAAAAUGCUGAAUCAUCUGCAAACAUUCAAGAUGACGAUGACGACGAUGAAGAAGAAGAUCUAUGUUUAAGAAAACCAUCAUCUGUAAGUGAAUUACGUCGUAAACAGAUGACAGCUGUAAUUUUGAUGGGUGUGAUGGGAGCUGAGUUUGGCCAGGAAGUUAAUGCAUCCGAUAAUGUUAGUACAUCAAGCCGUUCAAAUUCUGGAACCUCCUCUGUUAGAAGAAAAAGUUCAAUUGUGGAAGGUUUUGGCAUAGGAAAUAAUAAUUUAUCAAGAUUAACAAGUUUGGCUUUAACUCAAUUGCUUUUAACACCGUCCUCUAUCAAAUUGCCUGCUCACAUGGCACUGCGAAGAGCAGCAGUAGAUUUAAUUGGCCGUGGUUUUGCUGUAUGGGAACCGUAUUUUGAUGUCAGCAAAGUGUUAUUAGGGAUAUUAGAAUUAUGCUGUGACAAUGAUAAACUGGUUCCUAGCAUGUCUUAUGGGUUACCAUUGACACCUUCUGCUGAUUCAUACCGAACUGCUCGUCAUGCACUCAUAUCAAUAGCAAAUGUCCGCCCUGCUGUAUUCAUAACAACUAUUGCCAGAGAGGUGGCUCGUUACAAUAGUAUGCAACAGAAUACUCAAGCGAUGAAUAUGGCUAUAAGUAAUUCAGUUUUGCAUAGAGCAAAACCAGAAAUUUUAUCUAUUGUGGAACAUUUAAUUGAUAAAAUGCAUGUUGAAAUGACAGAUUUAUUAGUCGAGGUAAUGGACAUCAUACUGCAUUGUGUUGAUCCAACACAGCUAAAAACUCGUCCUCUAUCUGAGAUAUCACCAGGAAUUAGCAAAUUCAGCCAGGUGACCCAUUGUUCAACAUCCAGACGUAUAGCUGUUGGUACUAAAAAUGGCACAAUUGCAUUAUAUGAAUUGCGAUCGUCCAAAUGCCAGACCAUUAAUGCACACACUGCAGCUAUCUGUGCAUGUGCAUUUUCACCAGAUGGCAAAUUCCUUGUGUCAUACAGUGCAGCAGAAAAUAAAUUAUCCUUCUGGCAAACGUCUACUGGUAUGUUUGGUUUAGGCAACAGUCAAACCAAAUGCACUAAGUCAUAUAGCACUCAGAAAAAGGAUUCAACUCGUGCGAGUCAACUGCGGCAAAUUAAGUUGCACUGGGCAAGUAACCGCAGUGUUCGCUUUUUUUCAGAUGGUUUAGAAACUACGUUUGUCAUUUAAAUUGUAAAUUCAAUUUAAAUACAAAUUAAGUAUUGUUCCAUUCAUCAUGUAAACAAUUUCACUAAAUCGAUAGGAUUUUGCUAACAAUACAUUUUCAAUGGUUUUAUUAUUUUGGCUUAAUAUUAUAGUGUAAUCAAUUUAUUUUAAUUUAGUAUUUAACUGCAUAUUAUUAUAUGCAUUAUUAUUGUUAUUAUAUACCUAUUUGUCUUUGUAGUUUUUAAGUUUUUUUUUUUUUUUUUAGUUCAAACUUUCAAAUGUUUACAUAUUAUUGAUCCAUUUUAUUUUGAUAGUCCACUAGGACAUCAUAUUAUCUAUUUAGACAUCAAUUUUGUUAUUCAAUUAUAUUUUUACAUCUUGAUUUCUUUCAGCUAUGUAAUGUUUUUAAAAUGUAAUCCCUCAUGUUAAUUUAUUAUUAUUAUUGUUCUAUUUAAUUAAAGUUAUCUUAUUAUGUAGUUGUAUUAUAGAUCUCAUAUGUGAUGAUUUUUUUUUUUUUUUUUAAUUAUAGUAUAGAAUAUAGAAUGUAUGUCACUUAAAUUAAUUAUUAUUAUUAGGUCAAGGAUUUAGAUGCAAUAAAAAAAUGUAUAAUAUACAAUUAGCUUACUAAAUAUAUGCAAAAAUAUGCAAUAAUAUCAUAAACGCCAAAAAAUAUGAAGUAUAAAAUUAAAAAAAAAUUGAUACGUUUUAAAAUUAAUAAAAUAUUAUUCUUGACUAACAUUAUUUAAAUAUAUUACAAAAAACAAUUACAUGUUUUAAAUUUUCAAAAUUGAAUGAUCCUCUGUUAGAUAUUUAUGUAUUCUUAUAUUUACUAAAACGCCCUUCAUUAUCACAAGAAGUAAAAACAUUUAGUAAUGAAAUAUACUAUAGAUCAUGUAUUUUUCAUGUUAACCUUCCAAAAUAUGCAAAACAAAUACAGCAUCAUUUACAUCUUUUUGAAGUGAUUUGUAGACAUAACUGACAAAAACAAUAAUCAGUAGUCACAAAAAAAACAUAUUGUUGCAUUUAAAUUUUAGUCCUAAUUAUUAUAUACUGAAUAUCAUUAACCAUGUGUCAUAAAAUUGAAAUGAAAAUUAAUACCAUUUAUACAAUAAUUAAGUAGAGUUAUUAAGGUAUAGAAAAUUAUUUAUAAAAUAUUCUAAAUGAUUGUCUAAUAUUAAAAAUAUUGAAAUUAUUAUAAUUAUUAUUUUUAUUUUAAAUUUUAUCAUUAAUUUAAAAAAUAAUUUUUAUACAUAAAUAUUAAAUUCUAUUAACAAAUUUUAAAAUGUGGACAUUUUUGGUUUUUAAAAGUUUUUAAUUAACUGAACUGAAACAGCAAAGAUGUAUUUUUGGGCAACUUUUUACACAACUUUACAAUAUUUCCAAUUAGUGAACAUUUUUAACAUCUACUGUUAUUAUUUUUUUUCUAAUCAUUUCUUUUUUUCAAGUAACAUUUCAAAGCAAAUAUUUUUCACAGUUUUUAAUUUUAUUACAUAAAAUAUUGAGUUAUUUAUAAUUAUUAACAUUUAAUAAGCACAGGUUAAGUUUUAUGUUUGAUUUUUUUGUUAAUAGAUCCAAUUUAUUUUAAUCUGACAUAAAAUUAAAUUGUUAUCAAUAUUAUGUAUUUAUUUUAUAUUUCAUAAAUAAGUAGACAAUGAUGUAUUGAUGUAUCACCACUUUAAAUAUAUUAAUAUAUGAAUUGUGCAUUCCACAUACUUUGCCAUAAGUUACCUAGUGUUUGAUAGGGAUAAUCUGUGCAUACCAAAUAUAUCUAAAUUAUGCAAUCCUGUGAAUAAGACUUUAAGUGUAUUCUAUCUUUUUCUAACAAUGUUUUUCGCCUUUCUUCUUUGCAAUUACUCCAUUUCUUUUUAGGUCAAUGAUCAUUUCAAAUCUACUCUAUUCUGUCUAAUUUAUCAAAAUAGUGUAAAUUUGUGAUAGUUUUAAAGAUAAUUUUUUUUUAAUGUAAUAGUAUCGUGGCAAUCUUUGUGAUAUGUUCAGUUUUUUAAUUGUUUUUUUUUUUUUUUUUUUUUAUAUAUAUGUAGAAUUAUGAUAUUUUUCAUAUGGUUUUUAUGUUACAAUAAUCAUUAAUCAAAUAUUAAAUUGUUAUUGAUAAACAUAAUGGUAUUAUAAUCACACAACACCUAAAAAUGUACAUAACCCCAUUAUGAUUGAUAGCAAACGAGAUAACUUUAUCCUUAGCUUCUUUUUUCAUUCAAAUAUUUCAUAGGUUUUAUAUAUUAUUAUUAUAAACUUAAUUUGAAUGAUGAACUUACUAAAAUAAGUCUUUUAACGACAUUGUUAAUGUCCACUGCAUGAUUGGGUCAUAAGAUUCCAAAAUAUCACUAUAUAGUAUAUUAAUACUUAUAUGCUGUUGCUAUUCAUUUAAUCAAUAAGGAUUGUUAAAAGUGUUGUUAUUAAGUAGCUUGAAUGUGUGGGAGUCGUGCUUAUUUAUUUUGUCAUAUGUAUUUACCAUUAACAAUAUUACCAUAAUAGUUAUUAUUAUUAUUUAUUAUUAUAUAUUAAAAAGUAUUGUACCUAUUGGUUUAGAAUUUUAAUUCAGAAGAAAAAAAUUACGUACCUAACACAUAACUUAAGAUUUUUUAAAUAUGUGUCAAUAAUAUAUUACACUUGUUAUUCUAUAAUAAAUCACACUUUAAAUUUUA